Messenger RNA from Aspergillus mulundensis, 3087 nucleotides. RefSeq names its product exoribonuclease II. The record is from RefSeq and is a predicted model, not a curated record. Gene Ontology annotation, biological process: mRNA catabolic process. Gene Ontology annotation, molecular function: 3'-5'-RNA exonuclease activity; RNA binding. The transcript is spliced from 3 exons. Bases 1 to 3087 code for a protein of 1028 amino acids. NCBI's taxonomy places the organism in Eukaryota, Fungi, Ascomycota, Eurotiomycetes, Eurotiales, Aspergillaceae. Gene Ontology annotation, cellular component: P-body; exosome (RNase complex).
AUGCCGCUGAUUUUGUCCAGAGCCCGGGUUUCCGGCAGGACAACUGGUCCGGGCUUUGUCAGGCUCGGCCGUUGCACCUCCGCCGCCGCCCGUUCACGUCCAGCAGCGCUGAGCAGGGUGGCCGCGAGCCCAGUGGUAAACCGGCGGUACAACAGCAACAAGGCUGAGGAUGAUUCACAGGAGACAUUCUACGACGUCUCGUUGGGACAGGCGCAGUCUAUUGAGGAUAUCCGACUCCAGGCCGAAUUCGAAAAGAACAAAGAUAUUCGAGAGUAUUUGCGAAAAUGGCGGGCGCUCAGACCGGACACUUUGGACCCAGUCCGCGAUAUCGGCAUCUCGGAUCCUUCAGAACCGUGGGUUGGGAACAUGGUCAACUUUAGUUCCGGCGAGGACACGCUUGACGAUAAGCUGCGAAUGGCGGACGAGGACAUGUCCGACUUUGUCGACUUUGGCGAUGAGGGAGAGGGAGCAUACGACUAUUUGCAGCCUGGCGACUUGGUGGUUUUCAGACUCAACCAAAUCAUGAGACACGCCAUCUAUGUCCGAACGAUCAACAAACAACACCAAUUCUACACACACCGAGGGAAAUGGCAGAUCGCGGAGCCGAAAGAUGUUGACUUCGUGGUGAGGGGAUUCACAAGCCCCAAGUCGGUCUCCCGCCUCCACCCAUAUUUUCCAGAUACUACGGCCGUGCUUUGUGGCGACAUGCAAUCUACGAUAGAGGGCGGAGUACCGCGCGAGGCGGGUGCACACCUUCUCGACAAGAUCAACGACUUUGAGGUGCAAGCCCAAGCGAUUUAUCGGGCCAAUUCCGCUCGAUUCGAUAACAUCUACAACAUCGUCGCCCACAAGGAGAAGCAGUUACAGAUGACACUGGACGAGUUAGUCUGCGCCGCGCUGGAGAUCGCGCCCGAGCAAAUCAAUGAUGUGAUCCGAUUUGUCGUCCACCGGGCAUGUCGCCAAUAUCCACUUUUGAUAGACAGUGACCGGAGCUCUCUGUUUAACCACCAAUACAUGGUCUUCCCUACUCCGAUUUCCGGGAUGCUUGAGAAGGUUAUGAAUUGGUUUCAUCAAUACCAGGCAUAUCUCGUUCGGUCUGCUUCUCUAAAGACUGCGCCGCCGAAGGACCAUCCGAUGGUGGCAUUUAUUCAAAAGGCACAGGGGUUAAUCCGACGGAGUCGGGCAAUUCGCUCACCGACAGUGAUGGCCAGCGUAGGUCCAUCGUCACAACGCUUCGCUCCUGGGCAGGACGGAAACCCGCACGUGGUGCGACGGGUGCCAACCAACACCUUCACGGCAGACGACAAGCUCAUUAUUCAGUUUCUCCAGCUUUGGUGCAUCCCGCCGAGGAGGAUGAAGUCGUCGGCUCUGCAGUCGGUUGGAUCGCAUAUCAUGCGCGCUACGGGAAUGUAUAGCGCCUUGGAUUUGAAUUCUGGCUCGGCCCCUUUGUUCUUGCAGGAAAUUGGGGUGUUUGCGCCAUGGGAGAAUACGCGCCUCCUGGAUGCAGACCUGGUGCUCUCCACGCCACCACCUACCGUGAGCGAACCCAAUCAAAACAAAAGUCUAACUGAUGUAAUGGCUACCUUGCGAAAGGACUGGGGUGAGCUGCCCGUGUAUUGUGUCGACGCUGUUGACGCGGAGGAGAUUGACGACGGCAUCUCACUUGAGCGUAUCCAAGGGUCGGAGGACACUUUUUGGAUCCGCGUUCAUAUUGCCAACCCCUCUGCAUUUUUAGAUCAUGACCAUCCAAAUGUUCAAUAUGCAUCGUCGCGGCUGCAAACAAUUUACGUCCCUGACAGGACCUAUCCCAUAUUUCCCAAAGACCUGACACAGCAGAACUUCAGUCUCGCCCCCGGCCGACCUUGCUUGACAUUCAGUGCCAAGAUGAACCUCCAAGGCGAGGUUCUAGAGACAGAUGUGUGCAACGGCACUGUACAAAACGUCAAAUACAUCACACACGACAAGCUGCGCAGUGUCUUUGGAGUCGAGGCCGAUAAAUCCAUGGAGCCGUUGGUCGUCGGAGGAAACAUGCCCGAACGGUCUCGCCCGGAGAUACAAGACACAGUAUCACCAGAAGACGAGAGCACAUUCCACACUUUGCGCCAGCUAAUGCUCGGGUUCCGCGAGUACCGUCGCCAAAACGGGGCUAUGGAAUGGCCUCAUCAAGUAAAUCUCAGUGUCUCGAUGAGUGCCGGAAACGAACCGCUCCCGACUCCCUCGACGGAAGUCCACCAGCCCGGCUACUACAUAGGCGACCCGAUCAUCCAACUCCGGCCGCAGAAACGAGACGCGCACGAAGUGUUGGAUGUGUCCAAACACGACCUCGUCUCCCUCCUCAUGAACCUCGCCUGCUGGGUCUCGGCCAAAUGGUGCGCCGAGCGCAACAUCCCCGCCGUCUACGACGGCACAAACUACCACCCCGAACUCCCCCGCCUGACAAACGAAAACAUGUCCGAGUAUGGCGGGCAAGGGUUCUACCAGCUCUCCGCUCCCCGCGGCGUCUCCUCCCCGCGCCCAAUGAAGCACGUCCCCCUGGGCCUAGACGCCUACAUCAAGUCCACCAGUCCCCUCCGCCGCUUCACCGACAUGCUAGCCCACUACCAAAUCGAAGCCGCGCUGCGCUUCGAACACGAAAAAGGGGAUCGCUUCGACGCGUCGAACCCUUCUCACGCUAAUCUCCUCCCCUUCACCCACACCGCCGUCGAAGAGUACAUCUCGCAGACGCGCUGGAAGCACAACCGCAUCCGCGCGAUCGACCACAUGUCCAAGCAGUUCUGGGCGUGCAUGCUGUUCUUCCGCGCGUUCUACUUUGCUGAAUGUGCGCUCCCCGAGACGUUCGAGUGUAUCGUGCACCGGCCGUUCAGCGCGACGCCGCUUGCGGGGACGCAGUAUGACAACGGGUUCCUGGGCGCGAUCGCUAGUCUCGGUGUGCGGUGUACUAUUGAUGUUCCGCCGGAGCUGGGCGAUGUUGAUAUCCUGUCUGUUGUUGAGGCGAAGAUCACCGGCGUGAAUUUGGCGAGGUGUCUUGUCAAUUUGGAGGCGACGAAGCUGGUUAGGCCGUUUAAGCGGGUUGGGGAGUGGGCGUAG